AUGUUCGUCGACGAAACGGACGACAAUUACUACAUCCUCGAGUUUUUUGAUGUUCGGGAUGCUGCAGAGCAUCGUCAGCUCAUUGCUCCGGAGACGACGGAGAAGUUGCGGAAUGAAUGGCAUCCGCACCGACAGGCUGAAGCGCCUCAUGCGCCGCAAAUGCGUGGCAUGCAGAUGCCGGAAAUGCCCAAUGCUGCUGCAAACUGGUGGCAGCAGUGGCCAGAAGAUCGUGCCAUCGUGAGCAUCGCGGAAGAAGGUGUAGCUCAGAUGGGGAUGAUCAUGCCAGGGACCUUCCUCAUUCUGUUGCAAGGGGUUCCUCGCGAACUGCUCAACGACAGCUGUGUGGAGGCCAUCCUCGAGCAGGCCGGCCUCUCCGAGGAUGUCGCCAAGUUCACACUUCACGAUGAGAAGGUUAGCCUGCGUGGCCACUGCAUGCUGAACGUGCUCUCCGAAUCUGGAGUUUACCGAUGCCUGAACCACUUCGCAGGCUGUUGUUGGGGUUGUCGACCGAUGCUGGUGUAUGGCGAAUUGUCAAUGCCAGCUUGCUUCCCAGCAACGCAGAAUGGCGAUGGUGUUGUUGACUGGCGAAAGGAGCAUGCCAGAGGCGGAGGAAUCUUUGCUGAUACAUGGAACUUUGAUGAGGCAGCGCACACAUCCAAUCGCAGCCAAGCACCGCCGACCACGGCACCUAAGGAGGCUCAGCCCACUUCGGAAGCGAGCACGGACCUCAGCGAGUCCGACGACGACGUGAUCGCCAAGUUCCAGGCGUCGGUCGGGAACAGCGCGCAACAUUUACACCACCUGUCUUCCACAAGAAGCUGA
Messenger RNA from Symbiodinium sp. CCMP2456, 822 nucleotides. The record is from the annotation of a GenBank genome assembly. NCBI's taxonomy places the organism in Eukaryota, Dinophyceae, Suessiales, Symbiodiniaceae.